Messenger RNA from Geodia barretti, 2452 nucleotides. Lineage: Eukaryota; Metazoa; Porifera; Demospongiae; Tetractinellida; Geodiidae. The record is from the annotation of a GenBank genome assembly.
CCACCAUGCAGCUGCUGUGUGAGUUGCUCCAGGGAGCCCCGCCCUCGAGGAGUAAGGUAGCUCCAGAGAGCCCCUACAAUGGAUUUCCUAUGGCUUAUUGACCUCCCUGGAAGACUCUCGCCUUCACUGAGACUUCUGUUCAGCCGGACGCCCGAUCCGGCCUCCAUCGCUUACACAUUCGCGCAUGCGCAAAUAUUGGUGGCCUGAACCGAAAUCACGUGUUUUUCACGUGCCGCGAAGUGCAAGUAUACGGAAUAAACCGCCAUUUUUUGCGUGGCCGUGUUUCUUGCCUCCUCCGCCCGCGCUCCGUCGUUUGUCCUCCCUCUCCCCGUCCACCAUCACCGGAUCAUGUCCGCUUCCCAGUCGCCAGAACUAUCGGAUAUCCACACCGGCGGAGGCCCCAGCACAGUGGCGGAGACUCUUCAAGUCUCUACCGAGCCAGCCACCAUAUCCAUCGGGACUACGCCGCUCUCUGCUGGCGCUGUCGUGAGCGAGUCCCACGCGGUCGGGGCCAGCAUCUCCGUACCCCCGGAGACCUCGGGCGGCGUGGAGCGCUCUUCAACCGCUCUCCUGAACCUCGCCUCCAAUUCUCUGAGUCUCACGGAGAUCCUGAACGCUCAGCAACAGGCGUUGGAGCAGUUUCAGUGCCAGCUGCAGUUGGCGCAGCAGACGGAGGCGAUAAACCAGCGACUGGACGCCAUCGAGAGGACCCUGAACAGUCUCAUUCAGCAGAAGGCCCAGGAAGAUGCGGAGAAGAAGGCACAGCAGGAGCAAGCCGAGCAGCAAGCUGCCGUCGCUGCAGCUCACCUGCAACAGCAAGAACAGCAGCAAGUGGACCGACUGACUUCUACACCGGUGAGGCCUUCACAGCAGGUGCCGUCUUCCCCCAGCGAUCUCUCUGAACUGGACAAGAAGAGAAAACUACCGAGGGAGCUCUGCGCAAAGGUGCGCUCUACUUACCAUUCCCUCAAUUUGGAGUUCAAGAUUGAUGAGAGGUUCCUAAGUCCCGCCAAUCAGAGGGUGACGGACUCUCUCAUAGACAAUGUGUACAACGACACUGGAGGAGCCUACACUGCUAAAGACAUCAAGAGAGCCACGCAUCGUUACUACGAGUCUCGUCGACGACUCGGCAUCGAGGAUAUGCCAGAGAGACAGGAGAAGGCGGCCGAGCAGAGGAAGAAGAGGAAGUAUCGUGCGCGGCAACAGCGUGCGUACGAUCGCCGCCGGAAGUUGAUCCGUGAGAGCGAGGUUCGUUACUGGGAGCACGUGACCCCGGCGUGUAUGACGGAAGAAAGUGACUCUGAAAAUGGAGAGAAAAUUGUCCUCCAUUCCCUCCUCUGGAGAUCAGAAUGUGAGUCACAUGACUUUCUCAUUAUAGUCACGUGAUCUCACGUGACUAUUUCUCUUUACCUUUCUGUUCUAACCUUUCUCUGCAUUUUUCUGAUGCAAACACAUUCUUAUAAUUAUUAUCUUCUUCUUUUUCUCUUUUUUUCCCCGCACUAGUUCUGAACCAGUUUAUGCAGAAGUUGGACAAUCGCUAUGAGCGAAGUCUGAAGACCACCAAGAUAUCGACGGUCAAGAGAGAUCGCGCGGUGGGAGCUCCGUCCACCAGCCAGCCCCCCAUCUCGCUGCCCAGCUGGAUGAUCGAUCCCUCGUACAAGAGACCCACUCCUAUACCCACCAGUACCACAGUGUGCAUGGACCCUGCCGUGGACCCUGAUAACUCAUCCUUGGGGGAAGAGGUGACCUACACAUCUCUCAUUGGAGGUAUUCAAGACGUCAGAGAUGACUCUAGUGAUUUCGAACUCCCUGACUCCAUUGUCAGCUAGACCUUUCCUACUUUCAUAGCAACCACACUUCUAGAGCCUUCUCUAAAUGUAGCCCAUCACACACUGUAUAUAUACAUUUCCCUCCCCCCACUUCUGUACUUGUUGUCAUUAUCAGUUGUUAUAUAUAUUGAGACAAGAAGAGGAACUAGCUGUGAGGAAUGAUAGACCUCAUCAAUUGUCUUAUGGAGUCAUCUUGCCUGAUGAUUGUGGCCUUCAGUGAACUGAUCUUCUCUCUCUGUGAGAGGAAGACAGCCAGUUAAUACUGAGGGUCUCUAUUGGUGAUAGAACUUCACCUCUUCUUCAAUGUGCAGCUCAACAUCCUCUAGCUGGGUCUUGAGAGGAACCAGUUCAUUCUCUGUUAUACUCUCCUCUCUGCGAAGGCUCUCCUUGUGGCCGCUGUUCUCUGUCCUCCACCUCUCCAGCUCUUGUAUCAUCGUGUCGGUGUCCUCCUGGGUGCGUGUGUGUGUGACAGCAGUGAGUGUAUCGGAAAUGAUAUAAAGGUGGUUGAUUGUUGAAACUCAGAGAAGAAAGAAAUCGUAAGAGGUGGCAUUGUUAGAUCUUUAACAAGGAUCCUCUGAAUAAUGGUUCAGUAAGGGACGCCUCUGAAUAAAGGACACUUUUAA